AGAAAAAAAUGUGAUGUAGAAGUAAAUAUUUUAAUUAAGGAUGAAUAUCUUUAAGUUGAAGUAGAAUGUGUAUCAUUUAGUUUAAAUGUAGUAAAAUUAAAAAAUAUAUAUAUAAAAAAAUUAAUAUAUAUAACGAUGUGGUGGGUGCGGUUUGAACUGCAUUUAUAAACUUCAAAACCGUAAAUCGCACCACACUGCGCUUUUUGGCAAAAAUACAAAUCGUAAUCGCGCCGCGAAGGGUUCCAAACCACAAAUUAUAGUGCGGUGUGGGACCCCUACAUACUAUAAGAGAUUUUAGCGUGUAAGUAACAAACCCUUCUUAUCAUUUAUUUUAUUUUUCUCUCUUCUUCUUUUGUAUCUACAUAUACACAUUAUAAACCAAUCUAGUUCAUGAAUUUAACAAUUGAUCUAUUUCUCAGAUGAAGCGUUGCAUUAACUAUUGCCUAGUGGGUUGUCAAUUUUGGAACUGUGAUUGUCAAGACAGUGUUGGAAUUAUUAUAAUGGACUAAUAUAAUCAUAGGUUUAAUACCAUAAUAUACAAUCAUUAAUUAUGUGCCUAAUAUUUUCUUAUAACCAUAAUGGGAUGGUUAAUAAAUAAUUAUGUGUUAGAGGCACAUGAGAGCACCCUUAAUACUAUAGUUGGCCCAUUAAAUUAUAGUAUACCAUAAUAAAACCCACUUAAGCCCUAUUAGUGAAUAACCCCUUAGGGUUACAAGGGUAUGACAUAUAAAUAUAUGUCUUUGGUGAUUAAGGGGUUUUAAGGUGAUUGGUAAUAAGAAAAAGGGGGAUAGCUCCACAUUGUGCCUCUAGGAUUAUUGCUCUAAUCUUGUGGUUUUGUAGUGAUUCUUGUUGGUGGUUCUUGGAAUCAAAUGGCUCACAUGGAUGGAUUGGGAGCUUUAAGCAAUCCAAGAACCUCUGCUAUGUUGACGCUGAAUGGAACCAACCACAAACAGUGGGUAGAAUCUCUCAUGAUGAAUUUGACUCUUAUGAGAGUGGACUUGGCCUUGAGAACGGAUGCACCUCCUAAACCUACUGUUGAUGCCACUGAAAAGGACAGAAAGUCCUAUGAGGAUUGGGAGCAUUCCAAUCGUUGUUGUUUGAUGCUUAUGAGGUAUCACAUGGAUGAGUCCAUUCGUGAUAGUAUUCCUCAAACUGAAAUUGCAAAGGAUUUUCUCGCUGCGAUCAAGGAGAAGUACAAGAAGUUCUCAAAGAAUGAGAAAAAUGAAUGCUUAACUUUGUUCCAUCGGACUAAUUAUGCCGAUACAGGUGACAUUAGAGCUCAUAUUGACAAACUGAUGGGUUGUUACCAAAAGCUUAAGGGUAUGGGAUUGGAUCUUGGUGAGGAUUACAUGGUGUGGUUUGUGAUGGAAACCAUUCCCUCUCAGUUUGAUUCGAUCAGAUCAAGCUACAAUGCUCAAAAGGAGCAAUGGACCAUUGAGGAGAUGACUGCUAGUCUUGCCAAGGAAGAAGAGGACAUGAAAAAGGGAAGAGCAAGAAGUAUCGCCAUGGUAACAAACCCAAGCAAUUCUCAAAAGAGAAAGUCCACUUCCAACAACUCUAGUGACCAAAGGCCUUCUAAGAAGAAAGGCAACCACCCUAAAGGAAAUGGACAAGUGAGUUCAUCUUCAACUGGUCACAAGAAUGAGUAUUUCAAAGGGAAGUGCAACUUUUGUCAAUGUUUCGGGCAUAAGAAAGCCGAUUGUCGAAAGCUCAAAGCCCACUUAGAGAGGAAAGGUAAAUGUCUUGUGCUGGUUUGUUUAGAAUCCAAUAUUAUUGAUGUGCCCUCAAAUACGUGGUGGUUAGAUACUGGAGCUACAAUUCAUGUUACGAAUUCCUUGCAGGCAGUGACAAAUCGAAGAAGGCCGAAUAGUUUGGAGGAGUAUGUAUACAUGGGAGACGAUACUGAAGUCAGAAUAGAAUUUUUUGGGACUGUUAGACUACAGUUGAAUACAAGACAUUUUUUGGAAUUGCAUGAUGUUGCUUAUUUGCCCUCUAUUAGGAGGAAUUUGAUUUCUGUAUCUAUUUUGGAUAGACUAGGUCAUAGUCUUCUUUUUGGAAUUGGAAAACUGACUUUGUAUCGUGACUCUAUGUUGGUUGGAAAUGGAAGUUUAUGUGGAAAUUUAUAUAAGCUUGAUUUACAUGAUGUUGUUCCUGUUACUUCUCCCUCUUGUUCUUCUUCUUCUUCUCGUAAUGCUAUUGUUGGUUCUAAACGUGCGAGAUGA
Humulus lupulus (European hop) is the source of this 2222-nucleotide messenger RNA. RefSeq lists its product as uncharacterized. The coding region runs from base 870 to 2222 and encodes 450 amino acids. Lineage: Eukaryota; Viridiplantae; Streptophyta; Magnoliopsida; Rosales; Cannabaceae. The transcript has 2 exons. The record is from RefSeq and is a predicted model, not a curated record.